Chionomys nivalis (European snow vole) is the source of this 667-nucleotide messenger RNA. It is a transcript of the gene Magoh, whose product is annotated as mago homolog, exon junction complex subunit. Bases 81 to 521 code for a protein of 146 amino acids. Gene Ontology annotation, cellular component: nucleus; catalytic step 2 spliceosome; exon-exon junction complex. Lineage: Eukaryota; Metazoa; Chordata; Mammalia; Rodentia; Cricetidae. The transcript has 5 exons. The record is from RefSeq and is a predicted model, not a curated record. Gene Ontology annotation, biological process: RNA splicing.
CAUUUCCGAGCGCCAAUAGGGCGCCGAUCAUAGUAGUGUGAUCUGUUCCUAAAGUUCGGUCUUGAUUUCCCUUGUGAACUAUGGAGAGUGACUUUUACCUGCGUUACUACGUGGGUCACAAAGGCAAGUUCGGUCAUGAGUUUCUGGAGUUUGAAUUCCGACCUGAUGGAAAACUGCGAUAUGCCAACAACAGCAAUUACAAAAAUGAUGUCAUGAUCAGAAAGGAGGCUUAUGUACAUAAAAGUGUGAUGGAGGAAUUGAAGAGAAUCAUUGAUGACAGUGAGAUCACCAAGGAAGAUGAUGCUCUGUGGCCCCCUCCUGACCGAGUAGGCCGGCAGGAGCUUGAAAUUGUCAUUGGCGAUGAACACAUUUCUUUUACAACAUCAAAAAUUGGUUCCCUUAUUGACGUCAACCAGUCAAAGGAUCCAGAAGGCUUACGAGUGUUUUAUUAUCUUGUCCAGGACCUGAAGUGUUUAGUCUUCAGCCUUAUUGGAUUACAUUUCAAGAUUAAACCAAUCUAGAUUGGAUAUUGUGGACAUGAGAGGGUGGGAAUUUUUAGUUACCGUAAUUAGGAAUUUUUUCUGUAUAUUGGGGCAAUUUUUAUAAACAAUAAAUGAUGGUCUUUAACAAAUGUGAUAACAUCUACUUUUUGUUAUUUUUCUAAACA